AUGAACGAGAAAUCUAAAGAAAUUGAUCGGCUGGAAAAACUUAUAGCGGAAAAAAUACAAACAACUCAAACCAUAGACCUACAAGUACAGGAGAAAAAUAAUGAUUAUAGUCGUCUUAACGGUUUUAUUUCAGAAAAAACAAAAAUCAAUGACGAUCUCGAUUCCCAAGUUAAAACCAAAGCUGAGAAACGUGAUCUUCUAGAUCAUGAAAUCUCCGUAAAAAACCAGAAAAACAACGAUCUAGAUUCUCAAAUAAACGAAAAGUUUCAAGAAAUUGAUCGGCUCGGAAAACCGUUAAGGGAAAAAGUAGAAUCGCUUAAAUCUAUAGACAUGCAGACACAAGAGAUAAAAAAUGAUUAUGAUCGUCUUAACGGUUUUAUUUCAGAAAAAACCAAAAUAAAUGACGAUCUCGAUUCCCAAGUUAAAACUAAAGCUGAGAAACGUGAUCUUCUUGACCGUGAAAUAUUUGUGAAAAACCAAAAAAACAAAGAUCUAGAUUCUAAAAUGAACGAGAAAUCUAAAGAAAUUGAUCGGCUGGAAAAACUUAUAGCGGAAAAAAUACAAACAACUCAAACCAUAGACCUACAAAUACAGGAGAAAUAUAAUGAUUAUAGUCGUCUUAACGGUUUUAUUUCAGAAAAAACAAAAAUCAAUGACGAUCUCGAUUCCCAAGUUAAAACCAAAGCUGAGAAACGUGAUCUUCUAGAUCAUGAAAUCUCCGUAAAAAACCAGAAAAACAACGAUCUAGAUUCUCAAAUAAACGAAAAGUUUCAAGAAAUUGAUCGGCUCGGAAAACUUAUAGCGGAAAAAAUAGAAUCAAUUAAAACUAUAGACAUACAGAUACAGGAGAAAAAUAAUGAUUAUGAUCGUCUUAACGGUUUUAUUUCAGAAAAAACCAAAAUAAAUGACGAUCUCGAUUCCCAAGUUAAAACUAAAGCUGAGAAACGUGAUCUUCUUGAUCGUGAAAUAUUUGUGAAAAACCAAAAAAACAAAGAUCUAGAUUCUAAAAUGAACGAGAAAUCUAAAGAAAUUGAUCGGCUGGAAAAACUUAUAGCGGAAAAAAUACAAACAACUCAAACCAUAGACCUACAAGUACAGGAGAAAAAUAAUGAUUAUAGUCGUCUUAACGGUUUUAUUUCAGAAAAAACAAAAAUCAAUGACGAUCUCGAUUCCCAAGUUAAAACCAAAGCUGAGAAACGUGAUCGUCUAGACCGUGAAAUAUCCGUGAAAAACCAAAAAAAUAAGGAUCUAGAUUCUCAAAUAGACGAAAAAUCUAUAGAAAUCGAUCGUCUCUGUAAACUUAUAGCCGAAAAAAUACAAAUAACUGAAAUCAUAGACAUACAGAUACAGGAGAAAAGUAAUGAUUGCAAUCGUCUCAACGGUCUAAUUUCAGAAAAAACGAAAAUAAAUGAGAAUCUCAAUUUCCAAAUUAAAACAAUUGCUGACAAACGUGAUCUUCUUGACCGUGAAACAUUCGAGAAAACCCAGAAAUAUAAGGGUCUUGAAGCUCAAAUAAAGAUGAAAUCUAAAGAAAUUGAUCGGCUCGAAAAACUUAUAGCGGAAAAAAUGCAAACAACUAAGACCAUAGACGUACAGAUACAGGAGAAAAAUAAUGAUUAUGAUCGUCUCAACGGUUUUAUUUCAGAAAAAACCAAAAUAAAUGACGAUCUCGAUUCCCAAGUUAAAACCAAAGCUGAGAAACGUGAUCUUCUUGACCGUGAAAUAUUCGUGAAAAACCAAAAAAACAAAGAUCUAGAUUCUAAAAUGAACGAGAAAUCUAAAGAAAUUGAUCGGCUGGAAAAACUUAUAGCGGAAAAAAUACAAACAACUCAAACCAUAGACCUACAAGUACAGGAGAAAAAUAAUGAUUAUAGUCGUCUUAACGGUUUUAUUUCAGAAAAAACAAAAAUCAAUGACGAUCUCGAUUCCCAAGUUAAAACCAAAGCUGAGAAACGUGAUCUUCUAGAUCAUGAAAUCUCCGAGAAAAAUAAUGAUUAUGAUCGUCUUAACGGUUUUAUUUCAGAAAAAACCAAAAUAAAUAACGAUCUCGAUUCCCAAGUUAAAACUAAAGCUGAGAAACGUGAUCUUCUUGACCGUGAAAUAUUUGUGAAAAACCAAAAAAACAAAGAUCUAGAUUCUAAAAUGAACGAGAAAUCUAAAGAAAUUGAUCGGCUGGAAAAACUUAUAGCGGAAAAAAUACAAACAACUCAAACCAUAGACCUACAAGUACAGGAGAAAAAUAAUGAUUAUAGUCGUCUUAACGGUUUUAUUUCAGAAAAAACAAAAAUCAAUGACGAUCUCGAUUCCCAAGUUAAAACCAAAGCUGAGAAACGUGAUCGUCUAGACCGUGAAAUAUCCGUGAAAAACCAAAAAAAUAAGGAUCUAGAUUCUCAAAUAGACGAAAAAUCUAUAGAAAUUGAUCGUCUCUGUAAACUUAUAGCCGAAAAAAUACAAACAACUGAAAUCAUAGACAUACAGAUACAGGAGAAAAGUAAUGAUUGCAAUCGUCUCAACGGUCUAAUUUCAGAAAAAACGAAAAUAAAUGAGAAUCUCAAUUUCCAAAUUAAAACAAUUGCUGACAAACGUGAUCUUCUUGACCGUGAAACAUUCGAGAAAACCCAGAAAUAUAAGGGUCUUGAAGCUCAAAUAAAGAUGAAAUCUAAAGAAAUUGAUCGGCUCGAAAAACUUAUAGCGGAAAAAAUGCAAACAACUAAGACCAUAGACGUACAGAUACAGGAGAAAAAUAAUGAUUAUGAUCGUCUCAACGGUUUUAUUUCAGAAAAAACCAAAAUAAAUGACGAUCUCGAUUCCCAAGUUAAAACUAAAGCUGAGAAACGUGAUCUUCUUGACCGUGAAAUAUUCGUGAAAAACCAAAAAAACAAAGAUCUAGAUUCUAAAAUGAACGAGAAAUCUAAAGAAAUUGAUCGGCUGGAAAAACUUAUAGCGGAAAAAAUACAAACAACUCAAACCAUAGACCUACAAGUACAGGAGAAAAAUAAUGAUUAUAGUCGUCUUAACGGUUUUAUUUCAGAAAAAACAAAAAUCAAUGACGAUCUCGAUUCCCAAGUUAAAACCAAAGCUGAGAAACGUGAUCUUCUAGAUCAUGAAAUCUCCGUAAAAAACCAGAAAAACAACGAUCUAGAUUCUCAAAUAAACGAAAAGUUUCAAGAAAUUGAUCGGCUCGGAAAACUUAUAGCGGAAAAAAUAGAAUCAAUUAAAACUAUAGACAUACAGAUACAGGAGAAAAAUAAUGAUUAUGAUCGUCUUAACGGUUUUAUUUCAGAAAAAACCAAAAUAAAUGACGAUCUCGAUUCCCAAGUUAAAACUAAAGCUGAGAAACGUGAUCUUCUUGACCGUGAAAUAUUUGUGAAAAACCAAAAAAACAAAGAUCUAGAUUCUAAAAUGAACGAGAAAUCUAAAGAAAUUGAUCGGCUGGAAAAACUUAUAGCGGAAAAAAUACAAACAACUCAAACCAUAGACCUACAAGUACAGGAGAAAAAUAAUGAUUAUAGUCGUCUUAACGGUUUUAUUUCAGAAAAAACAAAAAUCAAUGACGAUCUCGAUUCCCAAGUUAAAACCAAAGCUGAGAAACGUGAUCGUCUAGACCGUGAAAUAUCCGUGAAAAACCAAAAAAAUAAGGAUCUAGAUUCUCAAAUAGACGAAAAAACACAAACAAUUAAAACUAUAGACGUACAGAUACAGGAGAAGAAUAAUGAAAACAAUCGUCUUAACGGUUUUAUUUCAGAAAAAACCAAAAUAAAUGACGAUCUCGAUUCGCAAGUUAAAACUAAAUCUGAGAAACGUGAAUUUCUUGACCGUGAAAUGUCCGUGAAAAACCAGAAAAGCAAAGAUCUAGAUUCUCAAAUGAACGAAAAAACACAAACUAUUAAAACUAUAGACGUACAGAUACAGGAGAAGAAUAAUGAAAACAAUCGUCUUAACGGUUUUAUUUCAGAAAAAACUAAAAUGAUGGACGAUCUAAAUUUCAAAAUUAAGAAGAAAACCGAUGAACAUGACCUUCUCAACCAUGACGUAUUGGAAAAAAUUCAAAUAAUCAAAGACUUGCAUUCCCAAAUACUAGAAAAAACUGACGAAUGUAAUCGACUCAACGAUCUUAUGAAUAAAAAUAUGAAAACGCGUGAAAAUAUAGACUUACAAAUAGAAAGAAAAACUGCGGAAUGCAAUCUCCUUGAUGAUCAGAUUUUCAAGAAAACUCAGACAGGAUACGAUCUAGAUUCCGAAAUCAAAAUCAAAGCUGAGAAACGUGAUCUUCUUGACCGUGAAAUAUCCGUGAAAACUCAAAAUAAUAAGGAUCUAGGCUCGGAAAUAAACGAAAAAUCUACAGAAAUUGAUCGGCUAGAAAAUCUUAUAACGGAAAAAACACAAACUAUUAAAACUAUAGACGUGCAGAUACAGGAGAAGAAUAAUGAAAACAAUCGUCUUAACGGUUUUAUUUCAGAAAAAACUAAAAUGAUGGACGAUCUAAAUUUCAAAAUUAAGAAGAAAACCGAUGAACAUGACCUUCUCAACCAUGACGUAUUGGAAAAAAUUCAAAUAAUCAAAGACUUGCAUUCCCAAAUACUAGAAAAAACUGACGAAUGUAAUCGACUCAACGAUCUUAUGAAUAAAAAUAUGAAAACGCGUGAAAAUAUAGACUUACAAAUAGAAAGAAAAACUGCGGAAUGCAAUCUCCUUGAUGAUCAGAUUUUCAAGAAAACUCAGACAGGAUACGAUCUAGAUUCCGAAAUCAAAACCAAAGCUGAGAAACGUGAUCUUCUUGACCGUGAAAUAUCCGUGAAAACUCAAAAUAAUAAGGAUCUAGGCUCGGAAAUAAACGAAAAAUCUACAGAAAUUGAUCGGCUAGAAAAUCUUAUAACGGAAAAAACACAAACUAUUAAAACUAUAGACGUGCAGAUACAGGAGAAGAAUAAUGAAAACAAUCGUCUUAACGGUUUUAUUUCAGAAAAAACUAAAAUGAUGGACGAUCUAAAUUUCAAAAUUAAGAAGAAAACCGAUGAACAUGACCUUCUCAACCAUGACGUAUUGGAAAAAAUGCAAACCAUUAAAGACUUGCAUUCCCAAAUAUCAGAACUAACAAACGAAUGUAAUCGUCUCAACGAUCUUAUGAAUAAAAAGAUGAAAACGCGUGAAAAUAUAGACUUACAAAUAGAAAGAAAAACUGCGGAAUGCAAUCUCCUUGAUGAUCAGAUUUUCAAGAAAACUCAGACAGGAUACGAUCUAGAUUCCGAAAUCAAAACCAAAGCUGAGAAACGUGAUCUUCUUGACCGUGAAAUAUCCGUGAAAACUCAAAAUAAUAAGGAUCUAGGCUCGGAAAUAAACGAAAAAUCUACAGAAAUUGAUCGGCUAGAAAAUCUUAUAACGGAAAAAACACAAACUAUUAAAACUAUAGACGUGCAGAUACAGGAGAAGAAUAAUGAAAACAAUCGUCUUAACGGUUUUAUUUCAGAAAAAACUAAAAUGAUGGACGAUCUAAAUUUCAAAAUUAAGAAGAAAACCGAUGAACAUGACCUUCUCAACCAUGACGUAUUGGAAAAAAUGCAAACCAUUAAAGACUUGCAUUCCCAAAUAUCAGAACUAACAAACGAAUGUAAUCGUCUCAACGAUCUUAUGAAUAAAAAGAUGAAAACGCGUGAAAAUAUAGACUUACAAAUAGAAAGAAAAACUGCGGAAUGCAAUCUCCUUGAUGAUCAGAUUUUCAAGAAAACUCAGACAGGAUACGAUCUAGAUUCCGAAAUCAAAACCAAAGCUGAGAAACGUGAUCUUCUUGACCGUGAAAUAUCCGUGAAAACUCAAAAUAAUAAGGAUCUAGGCUCGGAAAUAAACGAAAAAUCUACAGAAAUUAAUCGGCUAGAAAAUCUUAUAACGGAAAAAACACAAAUUAUUAAAACUAUAGACGUACAGAUACAGGAGAAGAAUAAUAAAAACAAUCGUCUUAACGGUUUUAUUUCAGAAAAAACUAAAAUGAUGGACGAUCUAAAUUUCAAAAUUAAGAAGAAAACCAAUGAACAUGACCUUCUCAACCAUGACGUAUUGGAAAAAAUGCAAACCAUUAAAGACUUGCAUUCCCAAAUAUCAGAACUAACAAACGAAUGUAAUCGUCUCAACGAUCUUAUGAAUAAAAAGAUGAAAACGUGUGAAAACAUAGACUCACAAAUAAAAAGGAAAAGUGCGGAAUGCACUCGCCUUGAUGAUCAGAUUUUCAAGAAAACUAAAACAGGGUACGAUCUAGAUUCCGAAAUCAAAACCAAAGCUGAGAAACGUGAUCUUCUUGACCGUGAAAUAUCCGUGAAAACUCAAAAUAAUAAGGAUCUAGGCUCUCAAAUAAACGAAAAAUCUAGAGAAAUUGAUCGGCUAGAAAAUCUUAUAACGGAAAAAACACAAACAAUUAAAACUAUAGACGUACAGAUACAAGAGAAGAAUAAUGAAAACAAUCGUCUUUACGGUUUUAUUUCAGAAAAAACUAAAAUGAUGAAAGAUCUAAAUUUCAGAAUUAAGAAGAAAACCGAUGAACAUGACCUUCUCAACCAUGACGUAUUGGAAAAAAUGCAAACCAUUAAAGACUUGCAUUCCCAAAUAUCAGAACUAACAAACGAAUGUAAUCGUCUCAACGAUCUUAUGAAUAAAAAGAUGAAAACGUGUGAAAACAUAGACUCACAAAUAAAAAGGAAAAGUGCGGAAUGCACUCGCCUUGAUGAUCAGAUUUUCAAGAAAACUAAAACAGGGUACGAUCUAGAUUCCGAAAUCAAAACCAAAGCUGAGAAACGUGAUCUUCUUGACCAUGAAAUAUCCGUGAAAACUCAAAAUAAUAAGGAUCUAGGCUCUCAAAUAAACGAAAAAUCUACAGAAAUUGAUCGGCUAGAAAAUCUUAUAACGGAAAAAACACAAACAAUUAAAACUAUAGACGUACAGAUACAAGAGAAGAAUAAUGAAAACAAUCGUCUUUACGGUUUUAUUUCAGAAAAAACUAAAAUGAUGGAAGAUCUAAAUUUCAAAAUUAAGAAGAAAACCGAUGAACAUGACCUUCUUAACCAUGACGUAUUGGAAAAUAUGCAAACCAUUAAAGACUUGCAUUCCCAAAUAUCAGAACUAACAAAGGAAUGUAAUCGUCUCAACGAUCUUAAGAAUAAAAUGAUGACAACGUGUGAAAACAUAGACUCACAAAUAAAAAGGAAAAGUGCGGAAUGCACUCGCCUUGAUGAUCAGAUUUUCACGAAAACUCAGACAGAAUACGAUCUAGAUUCCCAAAUCAAGAAAAAAAUUGCGGAACUCGGUCGUCUUCUCCGAGAAAUAUCGUCGAAUAGACAAAUCAUAGAUUCGGAAAUUAAGAAGCAAACGGAUGAACGUGGUCGUCUUGUCGAUGCAAUAUCGGAAAAAAUGCAAGCAACUCAAAACUUAGACUCUCAAAUAUCAGAAAAACAAAUUGAGUUUGCUCGUCUUAAUGAUCAGAUGUUGGAGAUAAUAUCUACAAGUAGCAGUCUAGACUCUAAAAUAAUUAGAAAAAUUGAUGAAUGUACUCGCCUUGAUGGUGAUAUAAACGAAAAGCUCGAAGUAUUGAAAAGGCUGAACCAUUCUAUUGAUACGAAGCUUCAACAAACAACAUCAGCAGAUGUGACGAAAUUAUUGGAUAUAAAAACAAAACUGCGUAACUUAUUUCCUUUUAUUCCCAGUUUAAGCUCUUAUGAAAAGAACGUUGUAAAUUAUUACAUUGAUCAACUAAAAGUUUCACCGUUCUACAGAAUUUCUAGUUCCAAUAACUCCGAAAUGAAAAAUCUAUGUGAAUUGGGCAUUAAAAUUAUCCGUUCCAUCAACAAAGACGAUUCAAAAUCAUCAAAGUACCAACAAUUUGUCGAUUUUAUAGCACGAGAAGUGACGACGGACGACGAAACCACAAAUAUCGAUGAAGAUUCUAUUAUUUCAUUGACUACAUUUCUCUCAAUGUACAUGCUUAUAUAUUCAAACAAUCUGCCUGACAAAUCAAGGUAUCAUAACAUAAUAAUCAAACUGAUUCCGAGGAUUCCAUCUAUUCCCAUUCCAGAACUUACAAGCGGCAACUCAGAGAAAGAAUACAGUGCCAUUCUUAAUUUAUCGGCACCGCGAUUAUUGUCUAAUUACAUAAACAAUUUUAAUGAUUACAUCUGUGAUAUAAGUAGCAUUGCACUAUCUAGGUUGAAUUCCAAGAUAAAUUCCGUUGAUGGUGUCGCAUUCAGCGACCAUAUUCGACAAGAUUCGUCAGCCUUUGCUGUACACUCUGAAAGACACAUUCCCUACGUCAAUUACAGUAUUUACCUUAAAAAAGUCGUCGAAGUAAUGAAAUUUCCCGACUUAUACGCAUCAGUAUACUCGGUGCUUGACAUACCCGGUAAUUUCUAUGAAACCGUGAACAGAAUAGUGACAACGAUAAUGCAUCCAACAAUCGAAGUAUUACUGCACGGGUUAAAUAGUACUAAGGGUGAAAUUAAGUUCGAGUUUAACUGGUUGGAUGUAAAAGGCAAAAUAGGUUGCUAUUUGAUACCUUCCAUUGGAUUCGGGAUAUUCAAAACCAAACAGUUCAUGUUUUCUUUGCGGAUUCCAAUGCAUAAUGUACCAUUGAGUGUACUGUCUGUUUGUAGCUCCACAGAACCACGCCAAUGUAAUAAAUUUGUCACAAGUAUAUUAAAUUUACGAAAGAUUUACAAGACUGGAGAAACGUAUUCUGAUUAUGAAACAUGGAAUGAUAUCUGUCAAGAAACUGGGUUACUCAUUUAUGGAGGUUUUGCCAUGAAUACGUUCGAUGAAUAUGUGUACAGUAACAUUGGACACAAAACUUUUCGCACAAAUUAUGUUGGACAAUUAAAAAAAGACGAUCAAGUUUUGUUUUGGAAAAGAUCUAAUGAGGCUAUCUGUGUUAACGAACACAAAGGUAGUACCUAUACGGUCACGGAAGUUGGAAUGUUUACUUCUGAUGGGUUGGAAGCUAUAUACGAAUUUUCGACCAACAAAUCGAGUAGUGGA
Molecule: messenger RNA, 9012 nt
Organism: Cotesia glomerata
Lineage: Eukaryota; Metazoa; Arthropoda; Insecta; Hymenoptera; Braconidae
Exons: 4
Cellular component (GO): cytoskeleton
Source: RefSeq, a predicted model, not a curated record